Castor canadensis (American beaver) is the source of this 3292-nucleotide messenger RNA. RefSeq names its product tubulin alpha 8 (gene Tuba8). Gene Ontology annotation, cellular component: microtubule. Gene Ontology annotation, biological process: microtubule-based process. Lineage: Eukaryota; Metazoa; Chordata; Mammalia; Rodentia; Castoridae. Gene Ontology annotation, molecular function: GTP binding; structural constituent of cytoskeleton. The record is from RefSeq and is a predicted model, not a curated record.
ACCAGGAGCUCUAUGUCUGUGGGCAUUGGAAGCAGAUGCAGGCUUCCAGAGCGGAGCACAACUUGCCCAAGUACACACAGAACAAGCAACAGACCAGCGAGACUUGCCCUUGGUCCUGCUUGCUCUCCUGGAUUGAGGUGACUGAAGUCAAGGAAACCAGUGCUUUCCUUGCUGGCAACAAGAAGAGGAUGGAAGCUUGGGAGAAAUGAACGAGGGAAUGCAUAUCAGUCCACGUGGGUCAAGCUGGAGUUCAGAUUGGCAAUGCCUGCUGGGAGCUCUUCUGCCUAGAACAUGGCAUCCAGGCAGAUGGCACCUUUGGUGCUCAGGCCAGCAAGAUCAACGACGAUGACUCCUUUACCACCUUUUUCAGCGAGACUGGCAAUGGGAAGCAUGUGCCUCGUGCUGUCAUGGUUGACCUGGAGCCUACUGUAGUGGAUGAGGUCCGGGCAGGAACCUACCGCCAGCUCUUCCAUCCAGAGCAGCUGAUCACAGGAAAGGAGGAUGCAGCUAACAAUUAUGCCCGGGGUCACUACACAGUGGGCAAGGAGAGCAUCGAUCUUGUGCUGGACCGCAUACGGAAGCUGACAGAUGCUUGCUCUGGCUUGCAGGGCUUCCUGAUCUUCCACAGUUUCGGUGGAGGCACUGGCUCUGGCUUCACUUCUCUGCUGAUGGAACGACUCUCCCUGGAUUAUGGCAAGAAGUCCAAACUGGAGUUUGCUAUCUAUCCAGCACCCCAGGUCUCCACUGCAGUGGUUGAGCCCUACAACUCCAUCCUGACUACACAUACCACCCUGGAACACUCAGAUUGUGCUUUCAUGGUGGAUAAUGAAGCCAUAUAUGACAUCUGUCGCAGAAACCUAGACAUUGAGCGCCCCACCUACACUAACCUCAAUCGCCUCAUUAGUCAGAUUGUGUCCUCAAUCACUGCCUCUCUCCGCUUUGAUGGGGCGCUCAAUGUGGACCUCACUGAAUUCCAGACCAACCUCGUGCCCUACCCCCGCAUCCACUUCCCACUGGUCACUUAUGCACCCAUCAUCUCUGCCGAGAAAGCCUACCAUGAACAGCUCUCUGUGGCUGAGAUAACCAGCUCCUGCUUUGAACCCAACAGCCAGAUGGUGAAGUGUGAUCCAAGACAUGGCAAGUAUAUGGCCUGCUGCAUGCUCUACCGGGGAGAUGUGGUGCCCAAGGAUGUGAAUGUCGCUAUUGCUGCCAUCAAGACCAAGAGGACCAUCCAGUUUGUCGACUGGUGUCCCACAGGCUUCAAGGUGGGCAUCAACUACCAACCACCCACUGUGGUGCCAGGUGGGGACUUGGCCAAAGUCCAGCGGGCUGUUUGCAUGCUGAGCAACACUACAGCCAUUGCGGAGGCCUGGGCCCGCCUUGACCAUAAGUUUGACCUAAUGUAUGCCAAGCGGGCCUUUGUGCAUUGGUAUGUUGGAGAAGGAAUGGAAGAAGGAGAAUUUUCUGAGGCCAGGGAGGACCUGGCUGCCCUGGAGAAGGAUUAUGAAGAAGUGGGGACUGACUCAUUUGAAGAAGAAAAUGAAGGGGAGGAAUUUUAAAUAUACACUUGCCCCUUGGCUGUGUCUCUUUAUUUAUGCUGCUCCAUUCAAAGUGUAUUGAACUAGUGAAGAGUGAUAGUCUGAUUUCCCAACCCCAGCCCAACUCCUGUUGUACAUAGAAGGAGGGUCCCUGACUCUAGUACCCAGGAGAUAUGACUGCCCAGAUGGACACUGUGCUCUCAGACUUCCAUGGAAUGAGAGUAGCUUCCUCACUAAAGAAAAUCAGAGUUACUGUCUGUCGGUGAGGGUGAAGUCGAGUUACACAUGUGAGAAGUCAUAAUCAGGAGUUUAAUUACAGAUUAGGCUGGGUAUAUCCUAAGACAUGGCCUUCUGGCUGAGGAAUAGCAAAAUACCAGGGAAAGGAAAAGUCUAGGUAUUGGGAGGAUUCUGGGGAGAGAGUGGAAAGAAGCUCACAUUAAUGGAUCUAUAGAAUAGCCCAGGCCGCAUCAGGACUGAUCACAGAUCUAGUCACUCAUUCAUCAAAUAUUUGAGUAGUUAUAUACUCUUCCUCCCAAGGAGCACAGUAAGACCCUUUCUGAAUGCCUGAAACCAUGGAGAGUAGUACACCUUAUAGAUACUAGGUUUUUUCCUAUUCAUACAUACCCAUGGUAAAGUUUAAUGUAUAAUGAUCACAGUAAGAGAUUAACAACAAUACUACUAAUGAAACAACAACUAUAACAACAUACUGUAAUAAAAGUUAUGUGAAGGACUGGGGAUGUAGCUCAGUGGUAAAAUGUGUGCUUAGAAUGUGUGAAGCCCUGGGUUUGUUCCCCAGCAUUGCACAUAUCCAUAGGGUUAGGAAUGUGACACCUCCCUCUCUCAAUAUCUUAGCACACUAUGCUUUACUCUUCUUUCUAUGGGAAACUGAAGCUGGAGAAAGUGAAAGUAUGGAGGAGGGGAUGUUACUGUAAAUCCAUGUCUAGGCACUGUCCUAAGAGCUAGAUAGUGACACAUAUGACAGACACAUUUCCUUUCUUCCUAAAAACAUAAAUAAAUGAGCGAAUUUGCUUCAGAUGGUAUUAAGUGAUGUGAAGUAAAGCAGUAAUGAAAGUGUCUGGGGUGCCCCUGUGGACUGAUGGUCAGAGAAGACAUCAAGGAGGCAUGGAUGACAUGAGGAAUCAGAUGAUUCUGGGAACUGGGAAAAACAAUGCCAAAACCAAGAUGGGGGAAUACACACGGGUUCUGAACAGAAAGAGGUCAGUGUUCUUGGAGAAUGGUGGGAAACCAAGCAGGUUACAUGGUGGGGCGCUUAGAUUUUUUUCCUAAGUGAUACACAAGCAUUUGGAAGGUUUUAAACAGGACAGCUAUUAUUCCUUAUCUUUAUGUACAUGCAUCUUAUCCAAUCGUCCCAAUAAUCUCAAGGUGGAUAUUCUGCUCGUUUCUUAAAUGGAGAUACAGAGAAUUGAUAUUCUGAAGGCAGUAAGAGUGGAGCUCAGAGCAGGGCUCUUAUCUACCCUGUUUCUGUCCCUUGGUGAGCUUCAAGAAUCCAAAUACUCCAUAAAAUGGGAGAAACAGGUUUGCUAUUUGCAAAGGAGAGGGUGAGUAGGUGCACCUCUUCCCUGAAGUAGUCACGUCAGGCAGAAUAGCAGGAACAAUGAAAAAGCUGCUUUUGUUAAGCUGCCAGUGAGAACCCCGGGUUGGGCCCAUCGUGGAUCCCUAUGCAUUAAACACAUACCUCUUUACGUACCAAUUUUCUCUAUUCCCUCAAGCCCAGAGAGAAAUAGAAUGUAGUU